Molecule: messenger RNA, 6333 nt
Organism: Lymnaea stagnalis (great pond snail)
Lineage: Eukaryota; Metazoa; Mollusca; Gastropoda; Lymnaeidae
Source: the annotation of a GenBank genome assembly
AAAAGCUUGACCUACUGUGUGAAAAUUUUGCUAUGCAUAUUUCAAGUUUGUAUCAGGAGCUAACCAGAACAUGUUUUGAGCAUCUUCAUAGUCAACUUAAAAUCCGUAAGUAACAAUGUUGUACCAUUAUUUCUCAAAGACACGUUAUAUCGUGUUUAGUUUGAAGGUCUUGUAAGAGGAUUUGGUACCACAAAGUCAUGAUUCGAAUGUCUUAAGUAUCAGUUCAUUCGUCUGGACGGUUGUUAUGCAAAUGUUCAUGAUUCUUUUCUUGGUAAAUACACAAUAGUUGGACGUUCGAGUCUAAGAAGUUUAAUCACUCAUUAUUGUCAACAUUAACUCAAUAUUGUCUACUUAUAGUCAUAAUUGUCAACAUUAACUCAUUAUUGUUACUAUUAACUGGAUUCUUGGUGAACUUUACAAUAGUGUUAACACAGCCGAUGUCAAUGCCUUACAUUUUAAAAAAAAAAACUUUUUUUUAAUAGACAUGUGUGCAAUUUAUAUCCCCAAAUAAUCGAUUACUAAGAGAAAGUUAUGAAAUGAACAUGGCAGUACAUUAUCAAACUGUUCAAUGUUUACGAUACCCAGGCUGAAAGUUUCGAGGGACAUAUCCUGGUCUUGAAUUUUUUUCUGCUGUUGAACACCAUCUAACCUAUGACGCCAUCAGACAUUUGACACCAUCUAAAUUUGAGCACCAUCUGACAAUGGAUAACAUCUGACAUUGGACACCUUCUGAUAUUAACAUCAUUUGACAAAUGGACACAAUCUGACAUUGUACACCAUCUGACAUUGACAUCAUUUGACAAAUGGACACUAUCUGACAUUGGACAAUAUCUGACAAUGACAUCAUUUGACAAGGGACACAAUCUGACAUUGAUCACUCGCUUUAUCACGUUCAACAAGUGGCUCUUUGGAAAACAAUCGAUAUUAAUAAUUCAAUAAAUAAUUCUUAAUGGCAUCAGACAUUGAAUUUCGAGUUUCGUAAAAGAAUCUCGAAAAGCUUACCAAGCAAUCCACUCAACACCGAUGGCCAAACAGCAGAUUAUUCAAACUCAAAUUUUCAGUGUCAAAGACGUCCAUUCACUUUUGAAGGCUUUAUAUAAUUUUAAAUGAACGCAUAGACUGAGUAUAUUUAAUGAAUCAAUGCAAUAAUACUCUGAUUUAAUAGCAGCCAGAUAUUCUUCGCAAAAAUAACAUCUUUCUUUUCUUUUCAAAACUUGCAGGACAGAUGUCAUGGGUCACGUGAUGCACUUGAUUCCAGCAGUCGUUAUUUCCGGAAUCGUUUUACGUAAGGUUUUUAUGGAAAGAUGCUUUUUUUUAUUUGUUAUGUAGCAUACAUUCCCAAUGCUUAAACUUUACUUGACCUAAAUAAGAAUCCUAACAGACAGGAACGUCUGUUGUGGGUGUGGCCUCUUCGUUUUAUGUAUCUUGUUUACAUCUAUGUUUACCAAUUAAGCAUGUUAGACUCUCUCCUGGUAUUUUCUCGAAUGUGCUCGAUAACCCGAGGAAUUAAACAACACGUCAUAAGUCUUUUCUUGAAGGCAGGACUUACGCGACCUAUAAAAGGGAUUGACAGGCACGGACGGAGAGACGGAGAUUCAGAUAGAAAUUAUUAACUUUACGAGACCUGUAGUAUUCUUUGUGUAUUUGUAUGUUCAUACUCAUAAUCAACAUGUUUUUAUUUCGCAAUCAUCAUUAUUCAUUGGCACAUUAUUCUAACUGUAUUAACUGUGUACCGGUACAAGAUCUACCAUACUGUAAGUUGAUGAUUUGUAAUGAUAUUUCUUUUCUUUUGUAAUUACAUUGAUACUUAUUAAAUCUUAUCAAUUAUAACUAGAAACUGUUUUGGGUGUAGUUUCCUAAACAUUGUUGACUCUAUGGUAUCGUCCAUUUGUUAGGCACUGUUUACAACGAUCCAAUUAAAAUUAAAAUAAGAGAUUAAUUUCUCAUAUUAGAAGCCAGUGCGUAGCACAUUCUUGUCAUUACUCAAAUUCCUUUUAAAUGUUUACGUUAGUUAAUAACCAGAUUAAUUUAACCAUUCGCUAUCUAUCUAAAGUAAUGUCUCAAAUAUUUCAUUUACAUACAAAUGUAUUAUAUUUAUGGUAGUGUACACAGCAACAACGAAAGCGGCUCAGGGAAACCUUACUGAUUUAAAUGGUACCUCCAGAACACCUGGCCGAAGUAUUGGUGAGUAAACUAGAGUAAUCCAAAAAAUAUUUAUAUUAUAAUAAUUUGUGUUUACCUUUGUGAUGUCAUAUUGUUUGAAACAGGCAUUUGAAAUUGCCUCCGUAAAGUAGCGAUUAAAUUUAUUUUUUAAUUAAAAAGUUGUUAAUAAAACCAACAAAAAACAACAACACCAAAACAAGGAAAGUUGUAUUUUACAGAAAACAUUCACUAUAAAAUUAUUUACAUAUCUCACUGAAACCCCUUAAAAAUAUUUUAAGGAUGAUUAGAAUAUAUGUGUAAGAACUGAAACGCUAGCAUUAUAAUAUAUUUAUGGACGCCACAGCAUUAGCAUCAUUUGUGAAAUAUUUGUGACCGAAGUUUAAAUGUUUAAAUUAUCAAUUAUGAAGCAUAUGUUAAGAUAUCUGUUGUUGUUUUUUUUUUAAAUUGAGCCAUUGACCUUGUUUCAGGUGUUUAUAAAUAGACAUUUCCUUCAUUUUCAUUAUUGUUUACAUCGUUCAAAACAAAGUAUUCCAACUCCUUUUGAUAUAUUGUCUCGCAACCUGAUACAUUUUGUUUUCAAAAGCUUGCAGAGCUGCAGCUGACGUCAUAUUUAUCUUAGACGCGUCGGCUAAAGUUGUAGAUGAAUCAAGUUACCAGAAAGUUGUUGACCUGGCAUCCGCUGUCGUUCGGAGUUUCAUCAUAGGAGACGCUGAUGUCCUUUUUGGUGGCGUCACCUAUAGCGACGACGCCAAGAAGCUGUUUGACAUCAAAGAUUUCAAAACACACGAUGAUCUAACAAAGGUAUUUCUGUUACAGGAUGCACGCAAACCUCAAUAAUAAUUAAAGGAUAAUAAACGAAGGAAUUCGAUCAAGCUGUGUGAAGGAAAUAAUAGAACAAGGUAUGUGGAAGCUUGAAUCGAAAGACAGGACAAUAAGAUGACGUUUCGGCUAAGAGCCCUCCUCAGCAGACAGGACAAAUACAAAUACGACAAGAAAUAGAAACUAGUUUUAAAAGAUGGGUUGAUUGUCAUUGUAAUUACCGGAAGAAGUAAGUAGUUGGAUUUUAAAAAACAACCAAGAUGACAAGCAGUACAAGAAUAUAUAGCUAUCAUUUGAAACUUAUCCAUGGGACUGUUGUUUGGGAUUUGAUUAAAUAAGUAGUUGGUCUCAGGACGUGAAGCAAUAAAUAUUUUAAUCGGUCAUCGUGAUUGAAUCCCACCCACAGACUCCGUUGACUCUAAGCAUACAUCCACAACAUUAUAAGUAAUGAUGAUGAGUCAAGCUUUACUCACAACAACUCACUCUAGUCACUAGUGUCAAUACACCUCUAAAAUUUCGAGUAAUAAUGAUGACGUGAUUUACUCGCAACAACUCAACUCAACAGGCUCUCAAAGACAGUCAUCUAUUAAAUAUGUCAAGCAGACCUGACCUUGGCCUUGAUUUUGUGGGAUAUCAUGAGAUGUUCAGCAUCGACCUGGGCGGACGCUAUAACGCCGCCAAAUUGGUUAUCGUCCUCCUGGCGGGCAAGUCGGAGAGAUCGGAUUUAAGUAAGUACAUGUUUUGGCUAGUCAACUCUGAGCCGUCAGACAGCCGGUCACAGGCGCACGAUUUAUGAAAAGACAUUUAGCCAACAGAAGAACGUCAUUAGCUUUAUGAUAAAUUUUUUUGGUCAGUAUUAAGUCAUUGAAAUGAAAUAACCCCAUAAAAUCUAAGUUUUUUCCUAUCAAUCCUCCAUGUAAUUGAAUACCGAGCCAUGGUCGGUAAGGAUGAGAAUUUGACAAAACAUGCAUUCAAGUAACGCACUUUAUAAGAAUACAAAUUAGGUCCGCCCCCCCCCAACCCCAAGGUAUCGCAGACGCACGCCCUGAAAUACAAUAAUAUUCUAAUUUCACAUCCGCUUUUACACGGCAGAUUUGUUUCCGAAAAUAGAAGAUUUUACGCACCAAAUGCAAUUUUGUUGUUGUUUUUAAAGAAUAUCAUUUAGCGAAAUUAUCAGGAAUUUUAUUUUGUGAAAUCAGUCUCAUCAUAUUUCCCUCAUCUUCCCCUUAAAAAAAAAGAAGGAAAAGCUGAUUUUUUUGUUCGGUUGCGGUGGGUUGUUGGGGGGGGGGGGUGGGGGCUGACAAUUUGACAGAAUGUGUUGUGGUCGACAACGUGUCUAUGUGCACAAUCUCAGCUUUGUAGGCUGGCGGCAAGUAGGUCAAUUCGCCGGACGAAUUUUUUAAAAAGAAGGAAAAGCUGAUUUUUUGGUUCGGUUGGGGUGGGUUGUUGGGGGGGGGGGUGGGGGCUGACAAUUUGACAGAAUGUGUUGUGGUCGACAACGUGUCUAUGUGCACAAUCUCAGCUUUGUAGGCUGACGGCAAGUAGGUCAAUUCGCCGGACGAAUAUUUUGUGAGCUAGAAACACGUGAAGAAAAGGGAAAUUAAUUUUCGGACAAAAUGCCUUGUUAAGAAUCAUCAAUACAUUGGUCUUGUUUCAUGUCUUAACUUUAAAAAAAAAAAUGUAUAUAUAUUUCAUGAAUAUAAUUGCGAUGUUCCUAUGUUAUUCUACGCAGCAAAGGAAGCUGCUAAAAAUCUGGCCAAUGAGGGAGUCGUCAUAAUUGCAGCCGGCAUAGGAUCGGAUGUAGAGCCAGAGUUAGUAGACAUAGCCAGCAGUGAACUGAACGUUUUCAAGGUCAAGUCAUUUGGUCACCUUAACCAGCUGAUAAAAGAAAUCACGUCUCGCGUUUGUCAAGGUGAGUAGCCGAGACAGUAGUCAUUAAGAAACGCUGCUGUUAGAACUGAAGGCUUAACUUGUUCAACGUCCGCUCUUUUGACAGACGCAUACAUCGGCGCAAAUGUUUGCAGUUAUCAGUAAUAUCGGUUGUGUUUUCAUGGUUAAUUUUUACGAUGUCCGGGAUGGUUUUAACACUGACACGUUAGGCAAGCCGUGAUGAGUGGCAAUGCUGCUCGCACGGUGUUCAAAAGAUGCUUUAUUGAGACCACGUUUAUUGCAUUUAAUAACCUUAAAUAAGAUGCUAGCUGACAAGUUAUUUUUCUUUGUUUUUAAGUGCUCUUUAUUUUUGUCUUGUCGGAGGAAGGCUUUCUGCAGUAUCUUCCAUUUUGUUGUUUAGCGUCAUUAUUCAAGCAAUCAAAUAUCCCAAACUAGCAUCUUGUUACUUGUGUGCUGUGACGGUCUUAGUGCACUGAUGGUGUGAGUUGACACGCAACUGGGUCUUAGUGCACUGGUGAUGUGAGUGGACACGCCACUGGGUCUUAGUGCACUGGUGAUGUGAGUGGACACGCCACUGGGUCUUUGUGCACUGGUGAUGUGAGUGGUCACGUCACUGGGUCUUAGUGCACUGGUGAUGUGAGUGGACACGCCUCUAGGUCAUAGUGCACUGGCGAUGCAAGUGGACUUAUCGCUGCUUGAAAUUUUUAAAUGCGAAUGAUCAGAUGAAAGGAGAUAUUUUUUACAUUUGCGCGAACAACUUGCAUUUUAGGGCGUCCGCAUUGGUUUUGGAAUUUGGAUUAUUGGGAAGGGGGUGUGUCCAGUGAACAUGGAUAGGAUCUGUCCAGUGAACAUGGAUAAGGUGUGUCCAGUGAAUAUGAAUAGGGUCUUUCAAGUGAACAUGGAUAGGGUCUGUCCACUGAACAUGGAUAGGGUCUGUCCACUGAACAUGGAUGGAUGUGUCGAAAUAAACUUUUGAAGGGGUGUGGCGAAUUGAAAUAUUGAACGGGUGUGGCGAAUGAACAUUGGAAUGUGUCCAGCGAAUGAACCGGGGUCUUUCUUAUUGUAUGUUUGUAAACAUUGACUUCUUAAAAAAAAGAUCAAUUAUUUUAGUAUGAAGUGAACUUUUUUAUAAUGUUUUCAAAAAAAUAUAUAUUUGUGAAGCUAUAUAGAUUUGAAUAGAAACUCUUCUUGUAAUUUUACUACAUUUUAAAUUCAGUCAUUAAUUUCUGUUUUCAGUUUCAAAGAUAAAGGACUAGCAUACACGUGUGUAGAAAAUUAUCUCUGGCAUUAACUUGGAUAGUCAUUUUUAUGUCUUCCAAAAAAAAAAAAGCUUUUAUUUUCUUUUUUCUAAAUAUUACAUUAAAAAAGAGAAGAAAAAACAAACUUUGUCUGAAUUAAUUCAUGAAUAAUUUUGUGAUUGAAAUUUAAACAAAACUAGCAAUAUAUAUUUUUUGCCUUGGC